Molecule: messenger RNA, 956 nt
Organism: Bombyx mandarina (wild silkworm)
Lineage: Eukaryota; Metazoa; Arthropoda; Insecta; Lepidoptera; Bombycidae
Gene: Pa1
Product: PTIP binding protein Pa1
Biological process (GO): positive regulation of intracellular estrogen receptor signaling pathway; positive regulation of cell cycle G1/S phase transition
Cellular component (GO): MLL3/4 complex
Molecular function (GO): nuclear estrogen receptor binding
Source: RefSeq, a predicted model, not a curated record
UUCAAGCGUCGAUAUAAUAUAUAUUAUACAAGAUUAGGUUGUAUGGUACGACACCUCUGCCUUUCCAGGUAGAAAAAUAAAACUACUACUCUUAAUGACAAUUGACAUCAAUUGACAAAUGUAUGUAAUAGUAAAUAGGUAAUAGGACUACUUAUUUAAAUGCUUACAUAUAUGAAAAACAAAUAACAUGGAAACCGAGAUUCAAGGAGACGAUUGGGAUAUCCCUUGUUCAGAUGACGAACUGGCGAAAAACGGCGUUUUUAUUGGAAAAAGCUGGAUGCCGGAACCGGCCGAAUUAGAGGAACUUUACAAAAACAUCGACAAAAAGGGUAUAUUAAACCUAGAAUGGAAAUGUCCAGGACGCAGGCAACCAUCUCCCGUGCCUGUCAGCAAGGAAAACCAGCCUGAGUUACCUCAAUCGCCAAUCCGGGAAGAAAAGUCAGACUUUGAUUUCAUGGAUGAGGUUAGUUCAUUGCGGCUGCGGGUAAGACGGGAAGGGGAAGACACGUUGAGAGGUUCUGCUAAGAAAAAGACAACUUCUUUUGAUGGUAUUCUUUCGAAUAUGAUAAGGCAUAAAAGAAUAGAGCAGAUGGAAAAACAAGCGAAAACAUCACCCUCAACUACUUCAAGUAACUAAGAUACACAAAAAAUUACUACUUAGUUGCAGGACUAUCUUAUUAUUUAGUAGUUGUUUAAUAAUAAAAAGUUGUUUAAAUUUGGUUAAAAAAAUUGGAAACCACCAGCAUUUACGAUUCUGUGUUCAUUUGUUAUUUUUAAGAUGUGAAGGAGUAAUGCAAUUCCAUCUUAAAGAGUGGGAAGGUCAUUUUGCAAAUCAUUUGAGACAUGUUGAGGUGGGUAGUGGUAUUUAUAUUGAGCUAUCUAUGGGCCCAGGUAACCAUUUAACAUCAUGUGAGCUUUUUUCUCCUUGUGAAGCAGUAAAAUAUAAACAAUGUGGU